Pezoporus occidentalis (night parrot) is the source of this 2851-nucleotide messenger RNA. It is a transcript of the gene HEATR3, whose product is annotated as HEAT repeat containing 3. Bases 61 to 2106 code for a protein of 681 amino acids. Lineage: Eukaryota; Metazoa; Chordata; Aves; Psittaciformes; Psittacidae. The transcript has 15 exons. Gene Ontology annotation, biological process: ribosomal large subunit biogenesis; protein import into nucleus. The record is from RefSeq and is a predicted model, not a curated record.
GCCUGCGCAGGGCCGGCACGUGGGUGCGCCGGCGCUGAGGCGCGUGGGGAGCGGAGAGCCAUGGGGAAGAGCCGGGGGAGGCGGUUCCGGCAGAUCUCCUUCUCUCCUACCGGCCUGGAGCAGCGCUGCGACGAGGAGGACGACCCGGACGAGGAGCCGGCCGCGGAGCUGCUGGAGAAGGUGCAGCAUCCAAGUGCUGAAGUGAGAGAGUAUGCCUGUGCCAGUAUUUCCAAGCUGUUGCAGGAACACCAGGCAAUCCCAGCCUUCCUGCAGAGAGAUGUGGUCCGUUGUUUAGGACCCUUGUUGAUGGAUUACAGUUUAGCUGUUCGCGAGACAGCUGCAGGUGCCCUCCGAAAUCUGAGUGCCUGUGGGGGAUUUGAAGUCUGUGAUGACAUGGUGUCAAAAGACAUCAUGACACCCCUUGUUGCGCUUCUGAAAGAGUGCAGCACUGGACUGGAUGCUAACCAGCUGUCUCCAGAGAAGCGCAUAGAGAUGGACAAAAACUAUAUUGAAGACAUAGCCAACGAGGCUAUUAAUUUGCUGUGGAAUAUAUGUGAAUGCAGCAGUACCGCAGUACACAUAUUCAACAAGGAAGGAUGUCUGGAGGCUGUGUUACGUUACAUGAAAAAAUUUUCUACAAAUGUGGAUCUGGCUGUUUCAGCAGCAAACUGCUUACAGGCAGUGACAGAAGAUAAUCCAGAUCUUCUUUCUUCGUUUAAUGCUUCUUCACAACAAGUGUUAGAAGCAGUGAUGUUGUGUCCAGAGAGCACAAUGAAGCACAUCCUUCUGAGAACACUCACAGCAGGCAUUGUCUGGAAUAUCAAGGGUACAAUUCCACCAGGCAGCCUGGGAAGCAUAAUUAAUGCAAUCCUGAAGAUUUUUUCAGAAUCAUUAGCAAUAGAUGCUGGUGAAACAAUUAUUCGUAUGAAAGAAGCUGAAAAAAACAGGUUAAAACUUGCUGUGGAGAGAGAAACAGAGGAAAACAUGAGUGAUGUUACAGAAAACUGUGUUUUGAGUGAAGAUUAUGACUUGGAAGAAAUACCAAAAGGAAAAGUCAAAAAGGGAGAAAAUGACAUUUCUGAUUUCCUUCCACCUGAUCAACGGGAACUGAAAGAAGUGACAGCUUUACUGAUGGCUCAGCAGACUGCUCUGGAAAUCAUUGUUAAUAUGUGCUGCAGUGAAGAUCACUCUGAUGAUGAAUGGGAAGAACUCUCCAGCAGUGAUGAAAGUGACUUUAUGGAAAACUUGUACAAUGAUGGGAGUGGGCUGCUAAUGUCACCUCUGUGCCUCUCUGAUGAGGUUAACUCAGCAUUUAUGAACAAUCUCAUUCCAAAGAAGAUUCUUGAAAAAACUGCAUUUCCGAAUAGUGUUGCUCUAGAUAUCUGUAUGCACAAUCCAUCCUGGAAACCAUUAAUUAAAAAACUCAAUGCAGUGCAGUGUAGAGCUUUAACAUGUCUUCAGAACAUUUUGUUAGUGUCAGACAUGGAUUGUCUUGGAGGAGCUUCACUUCAGUCCAUUGCACAGCAUCUCUUGCAGCUAGUCUUUGCUAAAAUGGAACUCCCUACAGACACAGAAUUCCUAGAAGCCAUAACUAGCGCUUUGAGGGCUCUCUUACAAACAAUGGCAUCAAAGAACAUCUCCCAGCAGUGUAUGACUCCUGAGCAGCUACUGUCUUUAUGUGAAGCUGGUAUGGACAGCAGCAAUGCCAGUGUUAAAGUGAAUAUAGUGAGCAUCCUUGGAAUUUCUGGCAGCAUCCUGGCAAAAGGACAAGAUACAGCUGAAACGCUAAAGGUGAUUGGAAAAUUUCUUCUUGAGGUUGCUAUGAAGGAAUCUUCUCUUGUGGUAGCAGGGGAAGCCUUGGAUGCACUUUUUGAUGUAUUUGCAGAUGGUAAACAAGCAGAAAAAGCAGCGGUAGAGAUCAGGUUGCUUCCAGCACUGAAAGAAUUUCAGCCAGUGUUCAAAAUGAGGAUACGAAAAGAAGGCAAGGGAAAAUACAGUACAGAUCAGCUGUGUGUUCUUGACAAUGUGAAGAUGAACUUGAGAAGAUUCAUUGCAUAUCAGGAGACACUACAGAAAAGUCCAACUUGCAACAUCGAGGAACUUUAAGGUUUCCCUCAUUGAAUAACAUUUUCCAAAAAUAAAUCUGUUUUGAACUUCUAAAAUUUAUCAAGCAGAAAAGUUUUCAUGUUAAUAGUGCAAUUUUUUAUAUUUAAUGUUUUUAUGCUUCUGGCUUGGUACAACAUGAAAGUCGCAUCAGUGUAAAAAACAGCGUACUUUGAGAUUUAAGUGUUGGCAGUGAUGAGAAUGCGCUCUUGCAGUCCUGAGGUCUGUGCAUAACACCACUGUCCUUGUUUACAAAUCCUUGCGUGUCCUGGUGGAAAACUAUAAUUCUGUGAGUCUAUGAAAAAGUAAUUUAGAGAAAUAUUCUCAAUUACGUGGCAGAUCAGGAGAAAAAUUAAAAGCUCCAAAGAUACUUUUCAGGGAAUCGAGCAAUGGCAGUAUGUUCUUAUUUGCUAUUUGCUCUCACCUGUUUCUAGAAUUGCACAGGCAGUUGCAGCAAACUUCCCAAGAUAAGUGUGUAGGUUACUGCCGGCACUUGGAUCUGUUACUACAUGAGGUUUAUCAAAAACUGUUUCAGGUUCAUUUAUGAUGAAUUCAGUAGGAUACCUUUCUCCUGUGGAAAUCAGUGUAAGAGAAUCCUACAUUUAUGCAGAGCUCGCUGGUUUUACUUUUAUAUUGAUUGGUAGUUCUGGAAAUCAAGUCUCCUGACUUCCUUCCUUCCUUGUAAUUCUGCAUCAGGAUGAAUUUGAAUUCAGGGAAGUAGUAAACCUAAUAAAAAGGUGUUGGUUUG